Sebastes umbrosus (honeycomb rockfish) is the source of this 2125-nucleotide messenger RNA. RefSeq names its product N-alpha-acetyltransferase 80. The coding region runs from base 1 to 1047 and encodes 348 amino acids. Gene Ontology annotation, cellular component: cytoplasm. The transcript is spliced from 2 exons. The record is from RefSeq and is a predicted model, not a curated record. Gene Ontology annotation, biological process: protein acetylation. NCBI's taxonomy places the organism in Eukaryota, Metazoa, Chordata, Actinopteri, Perciformes, Sebastidae. Gene Ontology annotation, molecular function: acetyl-CoA binding; N-acetyltransferase activity.
AUGAACGAACUGUCACAACAACACGGCUAUCUCACUUUGUGCUUCAAAAUGCCAACUUUUGACAUCAUGUUAAACCCUGAUCACCACAGGUCCGAACCAUUAACGAAUUCCAAACCGGAGACCGGAGGUCAGCUGAACGGUGAUCUGCAGCCCUUCUCAACAUCAGACUGUCAGACACAAUAUGUUGAGAACGUCUGUGAGAUCUCAACGUUGGAUGAAGUUAAAGAGAAGAUUCAAGCCGACUCUGAUCAACCAGAGAAGUUCCGCGCGGUUCCGAUCCAUCGGCGUCCGGACCUGCUGGUUCCCUGCGCCGACCUGGUCAACACCGAGUGGCAGCGGAGCCAGGCCGCCCGGGUCCACUCCCUCCAGAAGUCCUGCCCAGAGUUCCCCGUCAGCCUGGUUCUCCUGCAGGGCCGCAGAGAGACGGAGCGGCUGCUGGGCCACGCCCGCCUGUCCCAGGUCGUAGGUCACGGCGGCAGCCUGUUCGUGGAGUCGGUGGUGGUGUCCAAGGCGGAACGAGGGAAGGGCUACGGCCGGACUCUGAUGAAGGAGACGGAGCGCUACGCCAGAAGCAGAGGGAUCAGGCGCCUGUGCCUGACGACCCACGAUAAGCAGCACUUCUACGCCCACCUCGGCUACGUGCUGUCGACGCCGGUGCAGAACGCAGGCUCCAUGACGGCGUUUGUUCCCAUGGAGACGCUUUUGAGGUUCUCCAGAAUGCCGAGUGAAGAGGCGAACACGCAGAGACAAACACGGACAAAGAUGGAUGCUCAAGUACCGCAAGGAGGGGCUUGUGUUGUGGGGUCACCUCCACCUUCUAGUUUACCUCCUCCUCCUCCUCUUCCUCCCCCACCAUCCAUACCUCCUCCUGCUCCUCCUUCCGUCCUUCCUCCUCCUCCACCACCUCCACCUCCAUCCAUCCCUCCUCCUCCUGCUGCUCCACCUCCACCUCAGUCUGCAGGGCAGCUCGUAGUUCAGACUCUGACUGAAACUCCCUACAGAGACGCCAAAGGAGUUCCCAUCUACUGGAUGCACAAAGACAUUUGACGAACACACAAUCAUAAACACUCGGGAAACACGUUCACCCACAUUAAUGCACACAUGUGUGUUUAUACUGUAUGUGCACAAAUCAAAAGACGGAAACAUACAAAAAGCACCACACCAUUGAUGAUCUCUCAGACACAUAGACAACGAGUACUGGAGGAAAUACAGAGUUGAAAACACAAAUUCACAGAAAACACUCCUGCAUUUACACAUUUAGACACACUCAGUCUCUCUCAAGCUCAGUCUGUAAAGACUUGUAGCGCUGAGACACAGAGCGAAAAAACACUCAAAUGCAGAAGCAGCAAACACAUUUUUAAAAAGCACCAAAUGCCUUUAAUUUCCUCAUUCUUGUCUUAUUGGGCUUAUACACGCUGUGCAGUGCCAGAAACAGAUAACGGAAACUAAAAUUUGUGGUUGGCAAGUACGGGUGUGUCCCCAAUGAAACAGUGAGUCCAACAAAAAUAGUGGCCAAUACUCUGACAAUAAGACCCAGGCUGUAAAACGAGUGGAAGCUGAUGCAAAUUGUGAAUUGUUAAAGUCCAUCUCCAUUCAAAAAUGUGUUUUGCUUUUUGUUAUGUGCUGAGUUAAGAGGGCUGUUUUCAUGUUUAUCUGCUGAAGGGGGAACGUUUCUCACCUUUAAAUCUCAGUUUGAGACAUCUUCUGUCUAACACUUUAGAAAUGAACAAUAUUUUCAAAAGGGGAGAAGGAGUAUAUGUCAUUUUAAGAAUUUAUAACUAAUUAAUUGAACUUUUGUCUGGAGGGAAUCUUUCAAAAGAGAUGGGAUUGUGACAUGGAUGAUGUUUUUUUGGGGUUGACUGAAAGCUUAAUAAAGAUUUAGAAAAAACAUAUUUUGGCUCAUCUAAACAUCCCGACCAGUUGCAUUACUUUUGACCUUUGAGCAACUCUGCUCCUGAGAAAUAUUCCCUCUAUACCUGCUGCCAUUAAAUUAUGUGACACCCUGUUGGAAAGUGCCUUGUUGAACUGCCAGACAACUGAAGCCUUAUUAAAGUUGCUUUAUAUUGAUAUAUAACUCUUUUCAACUAUGAACAAUUCUGGAAAUAAAGAGAAUUUAUUAACAUAC